Messenger RNA from Paralichthys olivaceus (Japanese flounder), 4835 nucleotides. The record is from RefSeq and is a predicted model, not a curated record. Lineage: Eukaryota; Metazoa; Chordata; Actinopteri; Pleuronectiformes; Paralichthyidae.
UCUCUCUCUUUCUCUCUCAGACCAUCAAUGACAGCAGUCCCAUGAAGCGCUCGGCUUCAUCACUGGGCCACAGCAGGUCCGGGCGAGGUCACAGAGACAAAGGAGGGGCAGAAGACUACAACAUGGACCGUGUCAUACCUGAGGAGGGGAGGACUUCCAGACACGGACACCGGCGAAAAGACCGGAGCCAUCGGGCGUCCGAGAGGUCCCUCUGUCGUUACACGGAGGCUGACACAGGCCUGGGCACAGACCUGAGCACGACCACCCAGUCAGGCGACCUCACGUCCAAAGAAAAGGAUCGUGACAGAGAUCGUGGACGAUCCAAAGACCGCAAACACCACCACCAUCAUCACCACCACCAUGGCUCCGUGGAGAAGGAGCGCUACGUGGCGGAGCGAGGCGGCGAGUACGGACACAGGCACUCCCGUGACAGAGAGCAUGACCGAGAGAGGGAGAGGGACCGGCGCUGGUCCCGAUCGCCCAGCGAGGGUCGCGAGUGCAUGACACACAGACAGGGCAGUAGUUCGGUCAGCGGAAGUCCUGUCCCCUCAACUUCGGGGACCAGUACGCCACGUCGAGGCCGUCGACAGUUGCCUCAGACCCCCGCAACACCCCGGCCCCAUGUUACUUACUCCCCUGUGGUCCGUAAGGCCAUGCCCACGCCCCCUGCAGGGCCACAGGGCAGACCCCCAGCCCCAGCCCCUCGCCGCUUUUCUCCUGAGCCUCCCCAAGGUCAAGGCCCUCCCCACACUGGCCUCCCACUCAUCCACCAUGGCACUGCUCGCCAGGGUCAUCAUCCCCCGCCUCGUUGGGGAGACACAGGUGGAGGAGGUGGCUCCAUUGAAGGGGAUGGCUGCUUCUACAACCAGGAAUACCAGGACUAUGAGCCCCACCAUGAACCCCCUGCCUAUGAGCAGAACCCCAUACAGGGGGGUAACCCUCAUCCACACGCCGUGGCCAACCACCCACUGCCGCCCCCGCCACAACCACAGCCACAUAACCCCCAUCCCCUCCCUCCACCCCAGCCACACUCCGUAAACAAUCCUCACCCUCAUCCACCGGCCCACCCACAGCCCACUCGCACCUCACCUAGGACUGUACACCACGCGCCUCCUCCCACCACUGCCCUGACUGGGCCUGUGCAGGGCCAGGUGCAGUCUGCUGCCCAGCGUCGCCUACCCAAUGGCUACCGCUCCUCAUCACCUUCCACACAUCUCCAUGGACCUCCACAUACUGGGCCUCACAAGGUGCCCCCUCCAGCUGGGCAUCCUAGGGGGCCCCGCAAGGGCCUGCAUGAACCCUACAGCGAGACGGAGGACGACGACUGGUGCUAGCCUCUGGGGGAGGGGGAUGGGCAUAAGGAGGAAAAAAGACAGAUAGAUGGACUGAAAGAUGGACAUGGGGAGCUCUCGGCCGGAGCAAUGACUGCCAAGGGAAACCACGACUUUUUCUUUCUUGUCGAUUCAAUUCAAUUUUUCCUCUCCUCCGGUGCUUGGCAUGUCCCAGCGAUGGUGGGCUACAUGAAGGGAUGGGUGUCAGGAUGAGGGGAUGGAACAGAAAUGCCGAGGCAGGAUCUUGAGAAACAAAUGGGUAAGAGGGGAAUCACAAGCCACCUCCAUGUUCUGCUGGCGUUGUUGUUGCAUUCAUUCUCUUGAUGCCAAAUGAGACCAACCUCAAACUGCAAAUUUUAAGGAUGCAAGCAGGAGGGGUGAUGGACACUAGUCUUUGUGUGUCUUAAAUUUUGCCUCUGGCAACGAGCUACAGCCACUUACAAGAUGUCAAGAGUUGCGACUCGACAAAAGACACUUUACAGUCAGAGACAAGAAUGACCACUUUUUUUUAAGCUAACGCGAGUAAAGUUAGCAGAGAAAAGAAUCGAAUCCAACCCUCCCAGCCACCAGUUGAAUAUUGAUGAGUUUUAUCAUCUGUGUUUUUAAAUAAGAACAAAACUGACAAUUAGCCCUCCGCCUGUAUGAGGUGAGAAGUCUAAGUGGGUGGGAGAGUUGGGGAGCGUUGCACAGGGUUGAUAAGUCUCAGUCAAAAUCUAGAGGACAGGAUGGGGUUGUUUUUGGGGAAGUUUACCCCUGUCCCCAGAGAACACCCUCCUCCCUGAAACAAUUUAACCAACCUCAACCAAUAACCUAAAAGAGAAGAAAAACAAAAAUGUGGAGAUGGGUUUCAGAAACGAAAAAACAAACCAGGAACUGUUUUCUGCAGUAUUUCUUCUAUUCCUGCAGCUGCUUCUUCUUCUUCCUCCUUCUCUUCUACUUCUUCAAAACAUCGAAGCUUGAAUCUUCUGUUGCACCCCACACAGCUUCGUUUUUUAGACUUGCGGAGUUUUACACCCUGUGGAAUCCUGCAUGAAUGAUACAAAAAAAUAUAUUAAUAGCAACAAUGAGAAUCUACUGUAUGUGGGGGGAAGUUUUCCUCAGUCCUUUCUGUUGUGGUCUGUAGGGUUUCUCUUUUUGUUUCUUUGGUUUAAAAAAAAAGCCUUUCUGUUUCUCUCUCUCUCUCACUCUCUCUCUCUCUCUCUCUCUCUCUCAUCUGUUUGACAUUCCUCUCUCUGUACCUUCAUCCACACUAAAAUCAAGUGACCGAAGGAUAUGGGGAGACCGGAGAGUUACUGUUCGUAAAUCUCGACAGAACAAAAUGAUUACUUUUUGCUUGCUUGUCUGUAUGUUCUGUGCCAAAUGCUUGCCACUGAUACAGCUGGAAUUGCACAUAUUUUUGUGGAAGUAACUUUUUGUAACUAAGGUGAUAAAUCCUAAAAUGAUACACUGGGAAGCAGGGUAAUGUAGAGCGGUGGAAAAAAAGUGUCCAUGUUGGUGAGCAAGUUUGACAAAUUAGUAACAUCUCAAAAGUCUUCCAGGGUUUUGGGUUAAAAUAGAAACACUAGAGAGAAAGAGACCAAUAGAAAGGAGAGGAACUCGUCAUUGUUGUUUUCUUUGUUCCCGAUCAUCAUAAUGGAUACACAGAUAAUAUAAUAACUUCAAAUGAUCAUGAUGAUCGUGAUAAUGAGGCAGAUUCUCCAUAUAGUUUUCUGUGUGUUUGUUUAAUUUUAAGCACAACAAAUCAUUUUUCCAACCUGCACUUGCAUUGUGGGAGAAUGGGUUUGCAGGAGGGCAAACAUACGUCAAAGAUAAGCAGUCAAUAGGUUAAUGAAUUUUAGAAUAUAGAGAGUGGAUGAUAAUGAGAUUGCUUCACUACUGGUUUCUGAAUUCAAAAAAGGUUUACCCUCCUGCAGUUGCUAACAUAGAGUCCCACCACUCGUGACCUUUAGGUGGCAGUGUCAGACAAACAGCCUGUGGUUUUUACCGGCUCCCCCUUUUCUUCACCUUAGAGUCGGAGCUGUUACACACUGAUCAGUUCAUUCUCUCACUAGUAACAACACCUCAUCUGUGGUAACACACAGGUGACUCACACUUCAGAUGGGUUGGAAACAAAGAUUUCCGGACCUUGUCAUGAUCCUGGGGGGGUAAAAAAAAAAUUAAUGUUAUGUGUGUUUCACUCCUAUAUAUCUUUAUUUCAAUCUGCGUGUUUCUCUGUGUGCCUCAAACUAACACUUGUCGUCACUAACACACAUCACUGUCAGCCCCGACAUGACCAUCAUCAUUUUAUUUAUGUAUCUGACCAAUAUUUUACCUGGAGGCCUAUCACAUGUUGACCAGAGAAUGCACCGAAAAAAUUGAAAAGAAAAAAAAACUGCCUAUUAAGUGUCUUUCCAACCUCAGUGGAAUGUCACAGACAAGUAUAUUUUCACAUCUCUACACUUAAAAUCAGAAAGCACACUAGGUAUGUAGCUCCUGGUUGUGUGUGUGUGUGCGUGUGUGUGUAGAUGUUUUAUUCUUGUGCUUGCUUUGCUUUCUUUUUCUUUUCUCCAGAACUCUAAUUUGAAUCUUAUGAUUUUCCAGUCAAGUCAUUGUAAUAAUUAUUGUGUGUGUGUGUGUGUGUGUGUGUGUGUGUGUGUGUGUGUGUGUGUGUGAGUGUGAAAGAGUAUGAGAGUUAUUUAAAAAACCACUGAAUGAAUCAUGUAAAGCCCCAAACAUUCACCAUCCAUCUUAGUGUCUAUGCUGCAGUGAAAUCCACUAACACGCUGAUUAACCACACAAAGUCUUCAAAAAGCAAUGUAAAGCCGCUACUGAAUAAAAAACAGACAAAAAAAACUUUUUUAAGUACAAAAGAUUGAAAAAACAAGAAAAAAUAUCUAGUUCCAGAAAUGCAUGUGCUAUGUGCAUGCCACACCGUGGAUUAACAGUCAUCUUCAGGACAUAAAAGAAAAAGCAGAUUAAUGAAUUCAGAGGAAUAAAAAAAGAUAUAUAAAUAGAUAGAUGUUUUUAAAAAGCAACGUUUCCUUUUUUUCCUUCUAUUUUUGAGAACAAAAAAGGUUAAAAACUACAAAAAAAAAUGUCUAAAGAAUGAAAACACAAAAGAGACUUUGGUUAGAGUCAGAGUCUCGUUUUUUUCUUCUGUUACAUGGGUUUGAGGCACAACCCAACCAUGUUCAGGACACCACAAAAGAAGAACUGUUUUUAAUGGAAAAAAAUAUAUAUAAAGAAAAGAAAGUGCAGUUCAGAAAACGGUGUAUUCUCCCUUCUACUUUUUGUGGGGGUCAGGGGGCGCAGGAGGAGGCCACAUCUGAUGAUGUAAUCAUUAUAACUGGCUGUGGAACCUUUGAGCUCUCACUCACUCCCUCUUUUCUUUCUCUCUCUCUCUCUCUCUCUGACUCUCUCUCUCUCUCACUCUUUAUCUGUCGCACUCUCAACCUGUCUCACCGCUAUUUCUACCAGUGCAUUUUGUAAUUCCAAACAGAACUCUUCCUAAAGAAUAAAAUCCAG